Messenger RNA from Parascedosporium putredinis, 600 nucleotides. The record is from the annotation of a GenBank genome assembly. NCBI's taxonomy places the organism in Eukaryota, Fungi, Ascomycota, Sordariomycetes, Microascales, Microascaceae.
AUGGUCAAAAUCCUAAACUCGCUGCUGCUUCUCGCGGCUUCGGCCCAGGCCCACUACCGCUUCUCCAAGAUCGUCGUCGAUGGCGUCGAAGAAGCCGCCGAGUGGACCGCCGUCCGCAUGACCAAGAACUACCAGGGCAACCAAGGCGUGACCGACGUCAACAGCGCCGACAUGCGGUGCUUCCAGGCCCGCGCGGGCACGAGCACCGCCACCAUCGCCGCGGGCAAGACGCUCGGCUUCGUUGCCAACGCGGCCGUCACCCACUUUGGCCCCGUCCAGUUCUACAUGGCCAAGGUGCCCGAGGGCGCCGACAUCAACACGUGGGAGGCGGCCGGCAACGUGUGGUUCAAGGCUGGUAGCAUCUCUGCUGUCAAGGCCGGUGCGGAUUGGAGCUGGCCCGCAUACAGCCUCCUCCCCGGUGGUGCCCAGAUCUACCUCUCGUGCGCCCAGGUCGAGGUUACUGGCGGCGGCAGCGGCACGCCCGGCCCCAUGGUCUCGUUCCCCGGCGCGUACAGGGCCAACGACCCCGGUCUCCUGUGGUCCUACUACCCCGUCGCGACGACCUACACGGCCCCCGGUCCGGCGGUGUGGACGGCAUAG